ACCAUUCACAAUAUUCGUAAUAUUGCUUUAGAAUAAUUCUUUGUCUGUUAUUUCAUUUACAAUCCCCCUAAACUCUAAGAUUGGCCAUAGUCGUUUUCCUUCAGUGUUGCGCCUCUCCACAGUCCUUUACGGCAGUGGUACUGAUGCGGGAUGAGUCAGGCUAUAUGAUGCUGCUGCUACUGCUGCCAUUUCAUCAGCAGCGAAACACCACAAACACACAGCAAACACAAACGUGAUACCGCGGGACCCCCCCCCCCUCCCUCCUGACAGCGAGCAUCCUGCCCUCAGAAACAGCCACGCGUCUCGGCGUGGAAACACAGACGAGACGCUUGUUCCUGGUUUAUUCGUGGCUCCGGUUGAAAGCGCAAGAUCCGUGUUUUUUUUUCCAUUGCACCUGCUCUGGAUGCGUUUUUUUUCUUUGAGCUCGGGCCUGACAUCAACAAGGAAAUCAGCCCUGACUCCAGCAGGGCCUGCUAUAGCCUACACCAGCGUCUGCGUCCAGGCUUUAUAAGACAAACAUCGAGGCUUUGGGAGAGUUUCGGUUGUUCUACUGCGUCCUGAGGAUCGACCCAGACAGACUCCUCGGUGCCAUGGAGCCCACAUCAGCCUGGUCCUGAACGCCGCAAACAGCGUAAGAAGAGCAACCAUUCUGGCCUAAACUCCACUCCAGCUCCAAACAGACAGGCCGACCGACAGACAGACAGACCGACAGACAGACAAACCGACCGGUGGGAGCGACAGACAGGCCCAGCCAAGUCAUGGAGGCGAUAUGGCUCUAUCAGUUCCGGCUGAUCGUCAUCGGGGACUCCACGGUGGGCAAGUCGUGUCUGAUCCGGCGGUUCACGGAGGGACGCUUCGCCCAGGUCUCGGACCCCACGGUCGGCGUGGACUUCUUCUCCCGGCUGGUGGAGAUCGAGCCGGGCAAGCGGAUCAAGCUGCAGAUCUGGGACACCGCGGGCCAGGAGCGUUUCAGGUCCAUCACUAGGGCUUACUACCGUAACUCUGUGGGAGGGCUCCUCCUGUUCGACAUCACCAACCGCCGCUCCUUUCAGAAUGUUCAUGAUUGGCUGGAAGAGGCACGUAGCCACGUCCAGCCCCACAGCAUCGUCUUCCUAUUGGUGGGUCACAAAUGUGACCUGGAGGCACAGCGCCAGGUGACCCGCCAGGAAGCAGAGAAGCUGGCAGGGGCGUACGGGAUGCGCUACGUCGAGACAUCGGCACGUGACGCCAUCAAUGUGGAGCACGCCUUCACCGAGCUGACUAGAGACAUCUUCGCCCUGGUGCGGUCUGGCGAUAUCACAAUCCAGGAGGGCUGGGAGGGCGUGAAGAGCGGGUUUGUCCCCAAUGUGGUUCACUCCUCGGAGGAAGUGACCAAGAGUGACCGCCGCUGUCUGUGUUGAUGUGGGAAUGAGCUUUGGGACUGAAGGUGAAAAAGGGGAGGGAUUCAGAAAGGAUUCAGAGGAGAGUGGCUGACGGACUGAGGUGUCAGCCCUCUGAAUGAAACUGUUGAUAACCCUCUGUUGUUCUUUGUUCAGACUGGAUACAGAAGGGGACAUUUAAUGCCUUUCAAUGAAGGUAGAAGGCAGAGAAGAACACCUUGAACAUGGGUGGAUAGCUGAAGGGUUGUGCCCAUUUCUGUAUACGUUUUAUUUCCUUGGAGAGGAAGGAUCACAGAUGCUCAUUUACUUGCGAGGGCUUCCAUGAUUCCAUUCCUUUAGUUUUGGUUUGGGUUUCUUGCUUGAAAAUCCCUCCCUGAAUGUCUUAGAAAGGCCUUAGAAAGAGGAUCCAUUUUUGUUCUUCAUCAAAAUAUGAUAAAACUCUAGACUAAUCUUUCUUUCUCUUAUCUCUUCCUUCACCUCGCCUCCCACUACUUCUUAAUCUUUUCCUCUCUUCCAAUAUGCAGUUACAUGAUCACAUACCAAACGAUCACUUUUACGUUGGUGUCCAACAUUUUCCUAGCACAUAUCAUUCAAAGUUAAGUAGGCACCUUUAGAUUCAACAUCCCUCGUUAACAAGAGUCGUGUUUCUCUUGUGCUGACAUUUUGCUCCACAUUCCACUAUCAGAGGUCAACGGAGGAGUCCUGGAGGUCCUACAUUUAAUGAGGGAAGACUGAUUUCCCUCCCGGAGCUGUGGUUUUGUUGCCAGGGACCACAUUGUUUCUCUUUGAAGCAAUUUAGGUCUCCAGUGAGCUCAAUGACAUUGACUAAAUGGUUAUAUCCAGUAUCAUUCUGCUAAAUACCGCACUAUAACAAAACAUCAUCACCCAUCCAGUUCCUUAUGGACUCCUUAAGCAGGAAAAGACAACGUGUACAGCUUGACCGAGGUGGACUUGUUGGACUAGCUUAACAACACCUUAAUGUUUGCCUUUAACUGGGGACUUGUUAAGGUGGACUAAUACGAGUUUGAAGCCAGAAAGCACCUUCACAGCCAAGUCCAUCUUAACUGUGGAGCCUGAUUUGUGACUUUUGAAGGCUGCAGAUAAACACAGUGGAGUUUGAUUUAUUGAAAGCAGACAUAAAGGGACCAGACCACGGAUUCCACAAAAGAACCACAUUAUCCACAAUGCACGCAUACGGACAGUA
Molecule: messenger RNA, 2583 nt
Organism: Sander lucioperca (pikeperch)
Lineage: Eukaryota; Metazoa; Chordata; Actinopteri; Perciformes; Percidae
Gene: rab39bb
Product: RAB39B, member RAS oncogene family b
Exons: 4
Coding region: 759-1400 (213 amino acids)
Biological process (GO): Rab protein signal transduction
Cellular component (GO): Golgi membrane
Molecular function (GO): GTPase activity; GTP binding
Source: RefSeq, a predicted model, not a curated record